Molecule: messenger RNA, 3116 nt
Organism: Oncorhynchus keta (chum salmon)
Lineage: Eukaryota; Metazoa; Chordata; Actinopteri; Salmoniformes; Salmonidae
Exons: 2
Coding region: 8-1270 (420 amino acids)
Source: RefSeq, a predicted model, not a curated record
AACCCGGAUGCCAGCCGCACCAAUGUGUCGGAGGAAACACAGUGCACCUGCCGACUGUGUCAGCGUGCACUACACCCGGCCUGCCACUGGAGUCACUAGUGUGCGAUGGGACAAGGACAUCCCUGCCGACUGUGUCAGCGUGCACUACACCCGGCCUGCCACUGGAGUCACUAGUGUGCGAUGGGACAAGGACAUCCCUGCCGACUGUGUCAGCGUGCACUACACCCGGCCUGCCACUGGAGUCACUAGUGUGCGAUGGGACAAGGACAUCCCUGCCGACUGUGUCAGCGUGCACUACACCCGGCCUGCCACUGGAGUCACUAGUGUGCGAUGGGACAAGGACAUCCCUGCCGACUGUGUCAGCGUGCACUACACCCGGCCUGCCACUGGAGUCACUAGUGUGCGAUGGGACAAGGACAUCCCUGCCGACUGUGUCAGCGUGCACUACACCCGGCCUGCCACUGGAGUCACUAGUGUGCGAUGGGACAAGGACAUCCCUGCCGACUGUGUCAGCGUGCACUACACCCGGCCUGCCACUGGAGUCACUAGUGUGCGAUGGGACAAGGACAUCCCUGCCGACUGUGUCAGCGUGCACUACACCCGGCCUGCCACUGGAGUCACUAGUGUGCGAUGGGACAAGGACAUCCCUGCCGACUGUGUCAGCGUGCACUACACCCGGCCUGCCACUGGAGUCACUAGUGUGCGAUGGGACAAGGACAUCCCUGCCGACUGUGUCAGCGUGCACUACACCCGGCCUGCCACUGGAGUCACUAGUGCGCGAUGGGACAAAGACAUCCCUGCCGACUGUGUCAGCGUGCACUACACCCGGACUGCCACUGGAGUCGCUAGUGAGCGAUGGGACAAGGACAUCCCUGCCGACUGUGUCAGCGUGCACUACACCCGGCCUGCCACUGGAGUCGCUAGUGAGCGAUGGGACAAGGACAUCCCUGCCGACUGUGUCAGCGUGCACUACACCCGGCCUGCCACGGGAGUCGCUAGUGCGCGAUGGGACAAGGACAUCCCUGCCGACUGUGUCAGCGUGCACUACACCCGGCCUGCCACGGGAGUCGCUAGUGCGCGAUGGGACAAGGACAUCCCUGCCGACUGUGUCAGCGUGCACUACUACCGGACUGCCACGGGAGUCGCUAGUGCGCGAUGGGACAAGGACAUCCCUGCCGACUGUGUCAGCGUGCACUACACCCGGCCUGCCACGGGAGUCGCUAGUGCGCGAUGGGACAAGGACAUCCCUGCCGGCCAAACCCUCCCCUAACCCGGACGACGCUGAGGCAAUUGUGCGCCGGCUGCGACAGAGCCUGGACUCGAACCCAGAAUCUCUAGAGGCACAGCUAGCACUGCAGUGCCUUAGACCACUGCACCACCAGGCUCAGGCAUGUCUAUAUAUUUAUCUUUAUUGUCAAAUAAUUAUGGGCAUCAUCAUGGGAUUGUCAUGAUCAGUCUUACUACAGUUCAUUACCUCCUGCGAUCAAUGGACUCAAUUUUUUUUUUUUUUUUACAUGUACAUUUUUUAUUUGUGCUUUUUGUCUUCUUUCUUGGACUUCUAGUCUAUUUAAUCAAUGAGCUGGUACAUUUUCUUUGUGACAGUUGGUGGAAAUGCACAAAGUCAGCGUGUCCUAGUUUCGUUCAGAAAAGUUCUGUAGACGUGGAUGAUUUGAUGGAGCAGGCUGGGCAGUGACUCUCAGGCUACAUCCCAAAUGUCAAGUGCCUUCCUCUCCUUGUCUACUCUCCUUCCUCUCCUCAUCUACUCUCCUUCCUCUCCUCGUCUACUCUCCUUCCUCUCCUCGUCUACUCUCCUUCCUCUCCUCGUCUACUCUCCUCCCUCUCCUCGUCUCCUCUCCUCCCUCUCCUCGUCUCCUCUCCUCCCUCUCCUCGUAUACUCUCCUCUCUCCUCGUCUACUCCCUCUCAUCGUCUACUCUCCUCCCUCUCCUCGUCUACUCUCCUCCCUCCUCGUCUACUCCCUCUCCUCGUCUACUCUCCUCCCUCUCCUCGUCUACUCUCCUCCCUCUCCUCGUCUACUCUCCUCUCUCCUCGUCUACUCCCUCUCCUCGUCUACUCUCCUCCCACUCCCCGUUGACUCUCCUCCCUCACCUCGUUUACUCCCUCUCAUCGUCUACUCUCCUCCCUCUCCUCGUCUACUCUCCUCUCUCCUCGUCUACUCCCUCUCCUCGUCUACUCUCCUCCCUCUCCUCGUCUACUCUCCUCUCUCCUCGUCUACUCCCUCUCCUCGUCUACUCUCCUCCCACUCCCCGUUGACCCUCCUCCCUCACCUCGUUUACUCCCUCUCAUCGUCUACUCUCCUUCCUCUCCUCGUCUACUUUCCUUCCUCUCCUCGUCUACUCUCCUCCCUCUCCUCGUCUACUCUCCUCCCUCUCCUCGUCUACUCUCCUCCCUCUCCUCGUCUACUCUCCUCCCUCCUCGUCUACUCCCUCUCCUCGUCUACUCUCCUCCCUCCUCGUCUACUCCCUCUCCUCGUCUACUCUCCUCCCACUCCCCGUUGACCCUCCUCCCUCACCUCGUUUACUCUGAUCUGAAAACACAAGACCGGUGAAACCAACAGCAAAAUAUAAUCAUAUUCAGAUCUGUUGUAAAAUGCACAAUAAACUGUAGAUUCAUUAAUUAGCUUGGAAGAAUGCCAGGAGAUUGACUUUAGUCUCUUGUACUUUCAUAGGUGUGUAGAUGGAGUGGAGACAAGGACAGGAAGCCACUGUAGACUAUUGAGAUGCAGCCUUGUUUUAAUUCAUAGGUGUGUAGAUGGAGUGGAGACGAGGACAGGAAGCCACUGUAGACUUGAGAUGCAGCCUUGUUUUAAUUUUAUUUUCACUCAUCCUCUGGCUGGUUCAGAUGACUAUCUUACUUUUGGAAUCUGAAGUAUUUAUAUAUCUGCACAAUGUAGGGGGAGAGAAAACAAACGAUCAAAUCUAAUCUUUAUGUGCAUGUCUUUUUCUGUUGUUUCUCUAGUUUUGGCUUGUUGUGGGUAUUGUAGAUUCAUUUUUUCAUGUUUGUCAUCGUGGUUUAGAUCAGUCUGGAGGGAUUACUGUGUGGUGGGUACUUUUAAACACCUGUUUCUCUCUGAUAAUAAUAAACCUUAUUGUGGGGA